AUGGAUGGAGCUUGCCAGUAUGCACAAUACAAUCCCUGGUACUUCAUGAAAUCAGGAGAUCAGGAGGAGGAGGAUUCAUCCUCAUCCUCUGAGGAUGAGGCGGAGCCAACUCCCAUGAAGGUGCAGAAGUCCGAGGAGGAGGAGGAGGAUCCUGACCUCGAGCACGAGGAAGACCGAACCAGUCCCAUCACACUCGUUCCGUACACCCUCCGACGGCUCACGGGGCUGGAAGCCCAGAACCUGUAUGUGGGACCCCAGACCAUCAUGACGAACCCUAGUCUCCCCAGCAUCUUUGGAAAUGCUACCCUCUCCCCUCACCCUACCAAGGGAGGCUAUGCCGUCACUGACUUCCUCACCUACAACUGCCUCGCGAGUGACACCGACCUGUACAGUGACUGUUUGCGCACCUUCUGGACCUGUCCCCACUGCGGCCUGCACAUGCCACUCACUCCCCUGGAGCGCAUUGCCCACGAGAACACCUGCCCUGAGGCCCCCAAGGAUGGCACCCCAAGCAAGGACGGGGCUGAGGAUGCUGCCCCUGGUCCGCUGCAGCAGACAUCAGCCCUGCAGAAACCCUGGCACUGUGAGGUCUGCGGGCAGGACUUCCUGUUCACCCCACUGGGACGCUGCGCCCCGCAGGCGGUGUGA
Messenger RNA from Jaculus jaculus (lesser Egyptian jerboa), 648 nucleotides. Its product is annotated as probable ATP-dependent RNA helicase DHX34. NCBI's taxonomy places the organism in Eukaryota, Metazoa, Chordata, Mammalia, Rodentia, Dipodidae. The transcript is spliced from 7 exons. The record is from RefSeq and is a predicted model, not a curated record. Bases 1 to 648 code for a protein of 215 amino acids.